GCCUAGGCGCGCCAGGUCCCCGCCCAGCCGGGGCGAUCCCUUGGUCGGAGGGUGAGGUUGGGAGUCAACCGUACCCAAGUGCCACCGCGUCCACCCGGUGCAGGCGACCCCCGACGCCCGACGGGCGGCCGCUCACCUUCUCCUGCCCCGGGCUUCAGGAAACCUGCCCGGAGGUGGCCGGGGUCUCAGGCCUGGCAGAGGCUGGGCGGUGGGCUUCACGCCUGCUACAAUCUCCCAAUCCGUGGCCCGGGGGAUGGAGCCCGCUGCGUGCAGAGGCUGCGGCAGGUCCCAGCCGGGUGCCCUGGAGCGUGGCGCCUCCUUCCCUGAGGUGCCCCCUGGGCACGAGGGUGAGUCUCCAAGGAGGAAGCCGCCUCCCCUCCCCCGCUGCCCGGAGCUGCUGGGCUGGUGCUUGGAGCCUCCUCCGCCGCGGACACCGCGAUCCUUCCCCCACCCUGACCCCGAUCCCGACCCCGACCCCGGCCCCCACCCCGACCCCGGCCGUAUUCCGUUGCAUUUGCUCCUUGCCAGCUCCGGGGCCACCACUCAGCAAGUGCUGACUGGGCGUUCAUCAACACGAACAUCUUUGCCAGGACCAAGAUAGACCCCAGCGCCUUGGUGCAGAAGCUGGAGCUGGACGUGAGGAGUGUCACUUCCGUCAGGAGAGGUGCAGAGGCCAAGACCGUUUUGCCCAAGAAGGAGAAAAUGAAGCUGAGGCGUGAGCAGUGGUUGCAGAAAAUCGAAGCCAUAAAACUGGCUGAGCAGAAGCACAGGGAGGAGCGGAGGCGGAGGGCCACGGUGGUGGUGGGGGACCUGCACCCGCUCAGGGACGCCCUGCCCGAGCUGCUGGGGCUCGAGGCUAGCAGCCGGCGCCAAGCCCGCAGCAGGGAGAGGGAGAGCAACAAGCCCCGGCCCUCAGAGCUCAGCCGGAUGAGCACAGCCCAGAGACGGCAGCUUCUUGAGGAAGAAAGGACCCGGUUUCGGGAGCUGCUGGCCAGUCCGGCCUACAGAGCCAGACCCCUGGUGGCCAUCGGGCAGACGCUGGCCCAGCAGAUGCAGCUGGAAGGUGGCGGCCAGCUCUGACCAGGGCAGUGGGCGUGCCCCAACUCCUCAGGACACAUGUGUGGGCCAGGUAGAGCGCGCCAGCCCCUCGAGGACCGUGGUCUGAGCCUGGUGGACGCCCUUCCGUCUGGUCGGUUGUGGGACUCACUAAAGGGCUCUGUGAACUUCCCCUGCACCCCCAGGGCCGUUCCCAUGAGCUGUUCCCUGAUUCACAGGGCUGGGCCCACCCUGGGACAGCUGCCCCUGUUCUGCUCAGGACGACAAGCCACAUCCCUCCGCUGGCGGCCGCAGCCCCCACGCCGAGUCAGGGCGGGCUGUGCCCAGGGUUUGUGGGGACUGUAGUUGUGGAGGCCCUAAAUCCGUUCCUGAACAGGCACCGGUGCCCCCAAGAUAGCCUCUUGGCUGUGCUGGGAAGGAAUUGUGCCUGGGUGUGGCCCCAGCUGUGCCACCAGCCACCCUGAUUUGCUUCAGCCUUGGUUCCUGCUGCAGCCCUGGUGGGAUCCAGGAGCCCUGAGGCCUGCAGGGGCUGCUGUGGGGGCUGGCUUGGGGCCCUCCCCACCCGGGGGUCUGUUUCCCUUCCAGUCUCCCUUGCCACCCUCAGUGACCAGGGACACAGAUGGCCCUGGCAAGGCCCCAGCCUGCUCCUCGCCCGUUGUAUGCACCCCCUGGGCUGUGCCCCCUAACCCCAACCGUUGCCCCUGCCCUUCCCCGCUGCUCCAAACCCAGGCGCCCACUGCCUUGCUCUGGGGGCGGAGAGCAGAGGACCCUUCUGCAGGGAGGAGACGCGGAGUGGGCCCCGCCCUGAAGCUCUUGCUGACCCAGAAGCAGGAGAGGGCCUCCUUUGUUCCUGGAAGCCCUGGUAUUUGGGGGUUUGUUGGACUGUGAAUUAGUGACUGAUCAGUCCUUGUUUUCAGGGUGUGGAAAGCAAGGGGGUGGUGCGUCCCCAGGCCCCUAGGCCCAGCUGGGCUCCCCCUGCGCCUGCUCCCCCCACCCCAGUGCUCUGCGGGACCUUGCUGGCCCAUGUCCUGCAGCAGGGCUGGGCAGGCUGGGCGUGGUGGUGCACCCCACUCGGGGUGUCUGGGAACUACAGAGCAGGACCACUCUCAGCUCCCGGGCAGGGACCCAGCACCCUUAGCCUUCCCAGGCUGCCUGGGGUGGGGGUAGUCCCAGGGGCUCCACGGCCUUCUGGCUCCAGGGCAUGUGGGUGGCCCCUGUGUGCACGGCCCCUCUUCUCGUGAGCGCCCGUGGUCCAACCUCCCCUGGCCCUGCUGCCUGCUCAGGGUUCAGAGCUCCAGCAGCCCCACCAGGCUUCCUGGUGAGUGGGUGGCUGAGACGACUUGGAGCCUGCAUCCCUUCUGUUCAGUGUCCUGGCCCUUCCCUGACACAAGCAGACACGGCAUCCACAGAGACAGCCUGGACACCCUCCAAAGCCCCGAUGAUGGGACAGACGGGCGUACAGGAGCCACAGGCAGCAGAUUCCACACUCCCUCGGGUGGGGUCGGCUUGGCUGCCCAGCCCCAGCUCCUUAGAGAACGGACUUCUCGCUUCAGAGGAGCUAGUCACAAACCAGUGCUUGCAAUAAAACCGUUUUUGUGGUA
Messenger RNA from Piliocolobus tephrosceles (Ugandan red Colobus), 2657 nucleotides. It is a transcript of the gene SLX9, whose product is annotated as SLX9 ribosome biogenesis factor. NCBI's taxonomy places the organism in Eukaryota, Metazoa, Chordata, Mammalia, Primates, Cercopithecidae. The record is from RefSeq and is a predicted model, not a curated record. The transcript has 6 exons. Gene Ontology annotation, cellular component: nucleolus; preribosome, small subunit precursor; 90S preribosome. Gene Ontology annotation, biological process: maturation of SSU-rRNA from tricistronic rRNA transcript (SSU-rRNA, 5.8S rRNA, LSU-rRNA). Bases 703 to 1080 code for a protein of 125 amino acids.